UCUUGGGUAUAUAAUAAUUCCCCGCCUUCUCUGUCUCUGCACAUACUCUGUUCUUGGCCAUCUGGAAGGGAAAAUCUUGUUUGGGAAAAUGGGUUUGCUUAGUGAGGGCCUCACACAGGUUGUGAUUCCUGUAUCUGCCUUAGUUGGAAUUGGGUUUGCUCUGCUUCAGUGGUUUUUGGUCUCCAAGGUUAAAGUCUCUCCUGCCUAUGGUGGUGAACACAAUGGCUAUAAAGAUAGGCUUAUUGAAGAAGAUCAAGAAGAGGGUAUUGAUAAUCAUGAGGUUUCCAUUAAGUGUGCUGAAAUUCAGAAUGCUAUCUCUGUUGGUGCUACUUCUUUCCUUUUCACCCAGUAUAAAUAUCUUGGUGUUUUCAUGGGAGUCUUUGGUGUUAUUAUCUUCCUCUUCCUUGGUUCUGUAAAGGGAUUCAGCACCAAAAACGAACCUUGCACCUACAACACAGGAAGCACAUGUAAACCAGCCUUAGCCAAUGCCUUCUUUACCACAGUUGCCUUUUUACUUGGCGCGCUUACAUCAGUCCUUUCGGGUUUCCUUGGCAUGAAAAUUGCAACUUAUGCAAAUGCUAGAACCACUCUUGAAGCCAGGAAAGGUGUUGGGAAGGCUUUCACAACAGCUUUCCGGUCUGGUGCUGUGAUGGGUUUCCUUCUUGCUGCAAAUGGGCUUUUGGUGCUUUUUGUCUCGAUCCAUUUGUUUAAGUUGUAUUAUGGAGAUGACUGGGAGGGACUAUAUGAGUCCAUUACCGGUUAUGGACUUGGAGGCUCUUCAAUGGCACUCUUUGGAAGAGUUGGUGGUGGCAUAUACACAAAAGCAGCUGAUGUUGGAGCUGAUCUUGUUGGAAAGGUUGAAAGAAACAUCCCUGAAGAUGAUCCACGGAACCCGGCUGUUAUUGCAGACAAUGUGGGUGACAAUGUAGGAGACAUAGCAGGAAUGGGAUCUGAUCUGUUUGGAUCAUAUGCCGAGUCAUCUUGUGCUGCACUCUUUGUUGCAUCAAUAUCUUCCUUUGGCAUCAGCCAUGACUAUGUAGCCAUGUCUUACCCUCUGAUCAUAAGCUCAAUGGGGAUUGUCGUUUGCUUGAUAACAACACUUUUUGCAACUGAUCUGCUUGAAAUAAAGAACGUGAGCGAGAUUGAACCGUCCUUGAAACGACAACUUCUUAUCUCAACUGUACUGAUGACUGCUGGGAUUGCAGCUGUUACCUUUGUUGCCUUGCCAUCGGAAUUCACUCUCUUUAACUUCGGAGCCACUAAAACGGUCAAGAACUGGCAUCUUUUCUCCUGCGUUUCAAUUGGCUUGUGGGCUGGCCUUGUUAUUGGAUAUAUUACAGAGUACUAUACCAGCAAUGCAUACAGUCCAGUGCAAGACGUGGCAGACUCAUGCAGGACUGGUGCCGCGACAAAUGUGAUCUUCGGCUUGGCACUUGGAUACAAAUCUGUGAUAAUCCCCAUAUUUGCAAUUGCAAUUGCCAUUUAUGUGAGCUUUAGCUUGGCUGCCAUGUAUGGAAUUGCUGUGGCUGCACUGGGAAUGCUCAGCACCAUUGCCACUGGUCUUGCAAUAGAUGCUUAUGGCCCCAUAAGUGACAAUGCUGGAGGAAUUGCCGAAAUGGCUGGAAUGAGCCAUGAGAUACGUGAAAGAACGGAUGCUCUUGAUGCUGCUGGCAACACUACUGCUGCUAUUGGCAAGGGAUUUGCUAUUGGAUCGGCUGCUCUUGUUUCACUUGCCUUGUUCGGAGCCUAUGUGAGCAGAGCAGGCAUAAAGUCUGUUGAUGUCUUGACCCCAAAAGUUUUUAUAGGACUGAUUGUUGGGGCCAUGCUUCCAUAUUGGUUCUCAGCCAUGACAAUGAAGAGUGUAGGGAGCGCAGCACUCAAGAUGGUCGAAGAAGUUCGUCGACAAUUCAAUACAAUUCCAGGGCUCAUGGAAGGCACAGCAAAACCAGACUACGCCACAUGUGUAAAGAUUUCCACUGAUGCCUCACUCAGGGAGAUGAUACCACCUGGCGCCUUGGUUAUGCUCACACCUCUCAUUGCUGGUACCUUCUUUGGAGUUGAAACUUUGGCUGGAAUUCUUGCUGGUUCACUCGUUUCUGGUGUCCAGGUUGCUAUCUCAGCUUCAAACACAGGUGGGGCUUGGGAUAAUGCAAAGAAAUACAUAGAGGCAGGAGUUUCUGAGCAUGCAAAAGCAUUAGGGCCCAAGGGGUCAGAUCCCCACAAGGCAGCUGUAAUAGGGGACACAAUUGGGGAUCCCCUUAAGGACACUUCUGGUCCUUCACUCAAUAUUCUCAUCAAACUUAUGGCAGUAGAGUCAUUGGUGUUUGCUCCAUUCUUUGCUGCUCAUGGGGGCUUAAUCUUCAAAUGGCUUUGAGUAGAAGCAAUAGCAUAAUAAUUUGUUUUAACUUAGUGUACAUUAUUGUUCACUAGUAAUCAAGUUAAAUCUCAAAUGGAGUUCUUUUUUCCACUGUACUAGUAAUUAAUUUAAGAUGUAAAAAGUUAAACCCUUGUGGAUUUUUUUAUUUGCAAAUUUUAUUAUGAUGGUAAAAUUAUAUAUAUAUAUAUGUUGUCUUGUA
Messenger RNA from Humulus lupulus (European hop), 2576 nucleotides. RefSeq names its product pyrophosphate-energized vacuolar membrane proton pump-like. The record is from RefSeq and is a predicted model, not a curated record. The transcript has 8 exons. Gene Ontology annotation, biological process: proton transmembrane transport. Gene Ontology annotation, molecular function: diphosphate hydrolysis-driven proton transmembrane transporter activity; inorganic diphosphate phosphatase activity. NCBI's taxonomy places the organism in Eukaryota, Viridiplantae, Streptophyta, Magnoliopsida, Rosales, Cannabaceae. Gene Ontology annotation, cellular component: membrane. The coding region runs from base 89 to 2374 and encodes 761 amino acids.